Messenger RNA from Chionomys nivalis (European snow vole), 6714 nucleotides. RefSeq names its product Janus kinase 2 (gene Jak2). Bases 637 to 4035 code for a protein of 1132 amino acids. The record is from RefSeq and is a predicted model, not a curated record. Gene Ontology annotation, molecular function: ATP binding; histone binding; non-membrane spanning protein tyrosine kinase activity. Gene Ontology annotation, biological process: peptidyl-tyrosine phosphorylation; cytokine-mediated signaling pathway; hemopoiesis. NCBI's taxonomy places the organism in Eukaryota, Metazoa, Chordata, Mammalia, Rodentia, Cricetidae. The transcript is spliced from 25 exons. Gene Ontology annotation, cellular component: cytoskeleton; membrane; cytosol.
UGCCCGGGUCCGCUGCGCUAGGCCGCCCGCCCGAGGCAGCACCGGCAACGGAGCCCGCCGAGCAGGGGCGGCUGAGCCCGCGUCGCGAGCCGAGCUGAGGGGGCGUGCGGCCCCGGGAGGGCGGGGACGGGCUCGGCGGCCGCGCGCGGUGGGCGUGGCGUGGGCUGCAGGAAGCAGAGGCAGAGCAGCAACCGGGCAGCCGCGGCCGCCGACGGCCUCCCGCCGCGCUGACGGGCUGGGCGGGCCCCGGCUCUGGGCGAGCUCGCACGGCUUCGGCGUCUCGGCCGCGGCCCCGGCUCCGGAGGCGCCCGUCGGGGCGAGGGUUGCUGGUGGCUGUCGGGACCGCUGCUGCGGGAUGUGAGUGCGGGCCGAGCCCGCGCGGGAGGGCCCCCGAGGGCCCAGCCUGGCGGCCGCUCGCUCCUUCACCCGGCCCGGGGGCUCCCUAGACCUCGGCCCGCCCGACGCGUCGCGGAGGAGCAGCCCCUGCGCGCCUCGGAGCGCUCCUGUGUGGCUCAACCCGUGUCGUCGGUUCCAGAAGCAGGCUACGGGAACAAGAUGUGAACUGUUUUUCCUCCCCACAAGAAGAGGCCCUUCCUUUCCCUCCCGCGACGGCCAGUGUUCUGAGAAAGACUCUAGAUGGGAAUGGCUUGCCUUACAAUGACAGAGAUGGAGGCAACCUCCACAUCUCCUGUACAUCAGAAUGGUGACAUUCCUGGAAAUGCUAGUUCUGUGAAGCAGAUAGAUCCAGUCCUUCAAGUGUAUCUGUACCAUUCUCUUGGGAAAGCUGAAGGAGACUAUCUGACGUUUCCAAUUGGAGAGUAUGUUGCAGAAGAAAUUUGUGUGGCUGCUUCUAAAGCUUGUGGUAUUACACCUGUGUAUCAUAAUAUGUUUGCUUUAAUGAGUGAAACAGAAAGAAUCUGGUAUCCACCCAACCAUGUCUUCCACAUAGAUGAGUCAACCAGGCAUAAUAUACUCUACAGAAUAAGAUUUUACUUUCCUCACUGGUAUUGCAGUGGCAGCAAUAGAACAUAUAGAUACGGAGUAUCUCGUGGGGCUGAAGCUCCUCUUCUUGAUGACUUUGUCAUGUCUUAUCUUUUUGCUCAGUGGCGGCAUGAUUUUGUGCAUGGGUGGAUAAAAGUGCCUGUGACCCACGAAACUCAAGAAGAAUGUCUUGGGAUGGCAGUGCUAGAUAUGAUGAGAAUAGCUAAAGAAAAGGACCAAACUCCACUGGCUGUCUAUAACUCUAUCAGCUACAAAACAUUCUUACCAAAGUGUGUUCGAGCAAAGAUUCAAGACUAUCAUAUUUUAACCCGGAAGCGAAUAAGGUACAGAUUUCGCAGAUUCAUUCAGCAGUUCAGUCAAUGCAAAGCCACUGCCAGAAACCUGAAACUUAAGUAUCUUAUAAACUUGGAAACCCUACAGUCUGCCUUCUACACAGAGCAAUUUGAAGUUAAAGAAUCUGCAAGAGGUCCUUCAGGUGAGGAGAUUUUUGCAACCAUUAUAAUAACUGGAAACGGUGGAAUUCAGUGGUCAAGAGGGAGACAUAAAGAAAGUGAGACACUGGCAGAACAGGAUUUACAGUUAUAUUGUGAUUUUCCUGAUAUUAUUGAUGUCAGUAUUAAGCAAGCAAACCAGGAAUGCUCAAAUGAAAGUAGAAUUGUAACUAUCCAUAAGCAAGAUGGUAAAAUUUUGGAAAUAGAGCUUAGCUCGUUAAGAGAAGCCCUGUCAUUUGUGUCCUUGAUUGACGGCUAUUACCGACUCACUGCGGACGCACACCACUACCUCUGUAAGGAGGUGGCCCCCCCAUCUGUGCUGGAGAACAUGCACAGCAACUGCCAUGGCCCCAUCUCAAUGGAUUUUGCCAUUAGUAAACUAAAGAAGGCAGGGAACCAGACGGGACUGUAUGUACUUCGGUGUAGCCCUAAGGACUUUAACAAAUACUUUCUGACCUUUGCUGUUGAGCGAGAAAAUGUUAUUGAAUAUAAACACUGUUUGAUUAUGAAGAAUGAAAACAGAGAGUACAAUCUCAGUGGGACUAAGAAGAACUUCAGUAAUCUUAAGGACCUUUUGAAUUGCUACCAGAUGGAAACUGUGCGCUCAGACAGUAUCAUCUUCCAGUUUACUAAAUGCUGUCCCCCUAAGCCAAAAGACAAAUCAAACCUUCUUGUCUUCAGAACCAAUGGUAUUUCUGAUGUUCAGAUCUCACCAACAUUACAGAGGCAUAAUAAUGUGAACCAGAUGGUGUUUCACAAAAUCAGAAAUGAAGACUUGGUAUUUAAUGAAAGUCUUGGCCAAGGUACUUUUACAAAAAUUUUUAAAGGUGUAAGAAGAGAAGUUGGAGACUAUGGUCAACUGCAUGAAACAGAAGUUCUUUUGAAAGUUCUGGAUAAAGCACAUAGGAAUUAUUCAGAGUCUUUCUUUGAAGCAGCAAGCAUGAUGAGCCAGCUUUCUCACAAGCACUUGGUUUUGAAUUAUGGAGUAUGUGUCUGUGGAGAGGAGAACAUUCUGGUUCAAGAGUUUGUAAAAUUUGGAUCACUGGAUACAUACCUGAAAAAAAACAAAAAUUCCAUAAAUAUAUUAUGGAAACUUGGAGUGGCUAAACAGUUGGCAUGGGCCAUGCAUUUUCUAGAAGAAAAAUCCCUUAUUCAUGGGAAUGUGUGUGCCAAAAAUAUCCUGCUAAUCAGAGAAGAAGACAGGAAAACAGGGAAUCCACCUUUCAUCAAACUUAGUGACCCUGGCAUUAGCAUUACAGUUCUACCAAAGGACAUUCUUCAGGAGAGAAUACCAUGGGUACCACCUGAAUGCAUUGAAAAUCCUAAAAAUCUAAAUCUGGCAACAGACAAGUGGAGUUUUGGUACUACUCUGUGGGAAAUCUGCAGCGGAGGAGACAAGCCCCUGAGUGCUCUGGACUCGCAAAGGAAGUUGCAGUUUUAUGAAGAUAAGCAUCAGCUUCCUGCACCUAAGUGGACAGAAUUAGCGAACCUUAUAAACAAUUGCAUGGAUUAUGAGCCAGAUUUCAGGCCUGCCUUCAGAGCUGUCAUCCGUGAUCUUAAUAGCCUGUUUACUCCAGAUUAUGAACUACUAACAGAAAAUGACAUGCUACCAAAUAUGAGAAUAGGUGCCUUAGGAUUUUCUGGUGCUUUUGAAGACAGAGACCCUACACAAUUUGAAGAGAGACACUUGAAAUUUCUACAGCAACUUGGCAAGGGUAAUUUUGGGAGUGUGGAGAUGUGCCGCUACGAUCCUCUACAGGACAACACUGGGGAGGUGGUGGCUGUUAAAAAACUCCAGCACAGCACUGAAGAGCAUCUCAGAGACUUCGAAAGGGAGAUUGAAAUCCUGAAAUCCUUGCAGCAUGACAACAUUGUAAAAUACAAAGGAGUGUGCUACAGUGCUGGUCGGCGCAACCUAAGAUUAAUUAUGGAAUAUUUGCCAUAUGGAAGUUUACGAGACUAUCUACAAAAACAUAAAGAACGAAUAGAUCACAAAAAACUUCUGCAGUACACAUCUCAGAUAUGCAAGGGCAUGGAAUAUCUUGGCACAAAAAGAUAUAUCCAUAGGGAUUUGGCAACAAGAAAUAUAUUGGUGGAAAAUGAGAACAGAGUUAAAAUAGGAGAUUUUGGAUUAACCAAAGUCUUGCCACAGGACAAAGAAUACUACAAAGUAAAAGAACCAGGCGAAAGUCCCAUAUUCUGGUAUGCUCCAGAAUCCCUGACAGAGAGCAAGUUUUCUGUGGCCUCGGAUGUAUGGAGCUUUGGCGUGGUUCUGUAUGAGCUUUUCACAUACAUUGAGAAGAGUAAAAGCCCUCCAGUGGAAUUUAUGCGAAUGAUUGGCAAUGAUAAACAAGGACAGAUGAUUGUGUUCCAUUUGAUAGAACUUCUGAAGAACAAUGGAAGACUACCAAGACCAGAAGGGUGCCCAGAUGAGAUUUAUGUGAUCAUGACAGAGUGCUGGAACAACAAUGUAAAUCAGCGUCCCUCUUUCAGGGACCUAGCACUUCGGGUGGACCAGAUCCGGGACAGUCUGACUGCUUGAAUGAGAUGGCCUUUACUCAGAGACCAAGUAGACUUCCAGAAUCAAAGCAAAGCUCUGUAGCCACAUUGCUGUGGACCCUUAUCCACUCAUCCUUAUCAUAAUGCUAGCCAGAAGAAAAUUUCAGGCUGUCUGCUCAGAACUUGGGAAAUUUUAUGAAUUUUUUCAUACAUCAUCUGUAAAAGACACUGCUAAAAAGUCGCAAGAAGCUCGUAGAGAGCUGCAUGGAGCUCACUCACAGUCGCCACAUCUCCUCCUCCGGCACAGGAAGAGAGCGGACAUUUUCAACACAGCGUUUUGAAAAAUGAAACAAUUAUAAUGUAAAUUUUGCAGUGUUAGAGAUACACACAAUAUACAUGUACAGUUUUUACCACAUGGAGUGUACAAUACUUUGGCAUCUUGUGUGAUUUACACAAGGGCUGGUGUUUAUUAAUGUUUUCUAAUUUUUCCAUAGUUUAUCUAUAAUAACUUCAUGAUACAAAUUAAAAUGCUCAGAAAACUGAAUAAAUACCUUUUUUUCUUGCUUCUGUGCUGCUGUGUCAGGGCCUGUAGUUCCAUGUCACUGUAAAUAUUUUUCAAAGCAAAAGAAACAAAAGUAUAGUUUUAUUUGUAUAGUAAAUCUAACCCUAAAGACUUUUGAAAUGGAACAAUCUUACAAAGACAUAGCACAAUCUAUUUUCUUAUUUGUUGUCCUGUGUCUGUUUAUGGUAAUUGUGAUUUUACAUAGGACUGUCUGCAUCUUUUUCUAUGACUAUAGUGACUGAUACUCUUUUAUAUUUUUGAGGUUUAAAGUGCCAGAAAUACUUUGCUCCCUUGAACUGUUAACUGCCAAUAACAUUUCAGUCCCUAAGACCUGUUACUAUAUAUUGAAGUAUAAGCCAUAAAUAAUUUGUAAAAUGUAUAAGCUCUUUAAGAUGCAUAGUGGGUUAAAUAUGAACAAAGGCUGCGUGAGGGGUCCCGAGCUCGCUGUUGCAGUGGUAGGAGAAAUGUGCCUUCACCAGAGUCUCCCACAUGGACAGGAAGUGAGAGCCUGUCCAGGAAUGCCAGGAGUCUGUAAUGUACGUCGUUAGAAGAGGAGAGAGGGCGCACAUACUUCCAGGAGUCUGUAAUGUACGUCGUUAGAAGAGGAGAGAGGGCGCACACACUUCCGGAGUCUGUAAUGUACGUCGUUAGAAGAGGAGAGAGGGCACACACACUUCCAGAGUAUGAGUAAUUGUUAUCUACUUUAGUGCUGCUCCGUUUUAGACAAUGUCAUGUCAAAAAAAUAAAACAAGAUUUUUGUGUGUUAUUUAUACAAGAUUUUAAAUAUUUUGAUAAUUUGUUUUAAAAAUUCUCUAUUUUCAGUGGUGUAUCCUAUGUUUUACCUUGUACUUAAGAGCUUUGAUCUUGCUGAAGAAGGGACAGCAAGAAAUGCUCCUCACAUUCUUUGCGACAUUCUCGUAGAUAGCAGAUACAGAGAUCAGCUGGGGGAGUGAGACUGGUGCGUCUUGUUUAGAGAAAUUCUAAUAUCUUAAUGGAAGUUAGAUGUAUUUUAUGUAAUUUCUGAAUCGAAAUACAGUUGAUACUAAUUCUACAGCAUUUCAGAUGAAAGUCCUGUGUCAUAUAAUGUGAUCAUGAUUAGGAUUUUUAUAGUAAAAGCAGAUUUUUCAGAAAGGUCCAUAUAAUUUUGCAUAUUUUUAAAAAUAGUGGUAUAAACUACAUUUUGUUAAGCUUUUUAAAAUACUUGAAUUUUUACUUUUAAAGAAUCCCACAUACAUAUUCUUAUAUUUUAGAGUGUGAUGACAAUCUGACUCGAAAAUUUUAAGUUGUUAAGAGACUUCAUUUUCAUUGAGAGUUGAAAUCUUGAUUUGAACAAUACAUAUAAAGAAAUUAUUCCCAGACUUAGCUGCUUGGUUCCGCAUGAGGAGCAGGUGUCAGGUACAAUAAAAUGUUUUUUCAAGUUACUAUUUCUUAAAAAUUGAAAAGUUUCUCCAGAGUUCUACAGUUAUGUAAAUGUUUGAUGGUGCUGUUUGAUAGUCAUUAGUCAAUUAUCCCAUAUUAUCAUGGGUACUCGCUGUGGAAAAUAUUUAUUUCUUUAUGCUAUGUGUGUUGCCAGUAGCACCACAGAAUUUGCUCUGGAGGAGCAGCCUUCUUCCAGCCGUUUUCUGCCUUGAAGUGAGUGAGCUCUUAUAGUUGCCACGUCUGGUGUGUAAGCUUUAUCUAAACAGCCGUGUUAAGUAAUAGCCAUAAGGAAAUACCUGGAUUUCUGUAUCUAGGGAGCCGUCCUCCCCGGGGUCGCCUGUGUGCCCCACAUGUUGGCUACUGAUUACUUCAUUGGACCAUUGAGAGUUCGCAUAAGAUAGGAAGGCUGCUAAAAUAGUACAAUCACAGUUGUACAUACAGAUGAAAGUGUUUUUUACCAAAGAAUAAGAGAAUGAUAUUUUUAUUUAAUUUAACUUUUAUCGGGCAGUGGUGUAUCUCAGUGAUGGAGCCCUGUUGUUUUGAAUUGCAUCACCCUUAUGAUUUAAAGUGUCAAAUUUUUUUCCAGUGUAUACAUUGACCAUUUAUACUUUGUUUUGAGAACUGUCUAUUUGGUUAAUUUACCUGGAUAAUUAUUGACUGAAUAAUUUGUUUUCUGGUGUUUAUUUUUUUAGUUGCUUGGAUAUUAAUCCCAUCAAAUAGCUGACAAAGAUUUUCUCCUAC